GGGAGGAGCAGGGCACAUGCCGGGGUGGGGGGUGGCUGGUUGGGUGCUGCUCGCCGCGGCUGCCCUUCUGCACUUUUUGGAGGAGCCGGGCCCCUACUGCCUGGGGGUACCCAGGAUGGAGAAAGACAUUGAGGCCCUGCGGGAGGAUUACAGGAAGAUGAACAAGUCUUGCUUCAUCCUCGGGGCCUCGGGAGAGACAGGGAAGGAGCUGCUGAAAGAGAUCGUCGCUAGCAAACUGUUCAGUAGGGUAACACUCAUUGGGCGCAGGAGACUGCCGUUGGAGGAGGAGCCCUAUAAAGAGGUGGCACAAGAAGUGGUGGACUUUGAGAAGUUGGAGGAAUUCUCUGCCGCUUUCCAAGGCCAUGAUGUCGGAUUCUGCUGUUUGGGGACGACCAAGGCCAAAGCUGGAGAGGCCGGAUUUAUCCGCGUGGAUCACGACUAUGUGCUGAAGUCGGCCGAGUUGGCCAAGGCUGGGGGCUGCACCCACUUCAACCUGGAAUCAUCCAAAGGGGCAGAUAAGAGCAGCAGCUUCCUGUACCUGAGGGUUAAGGGGCAAGUUGAGGCAGAUGUAGAGGAGCUGGGCUUUGAGCGCUACACGAUCUUCAGACCGGCGGUUCUUUUGUGUGACCGGCGGGAGUCUCGCCCCACAGAAUGGCUGGCCAAAAAAAUGCUGAGCCCCAUUUCCUACAUGUUCCCCACUGCCUACUCCGUGCCGAUGGCGACUCUGGUUAGAGCCAUGUUGCACAAUGCGGUGCUGCCGGGAGAUAAGAAGGUGGAGUUACUGGAAAACAAGGAGAUUCACGCCCUGGGGAAAGUGGGAGAAGCCAAGAAGUAACAGAUGUUGGUUUUACCGUAACGCGGUAUUGCCCACCCGUACCCCAUACGCCCCAUACAGGGGCCGCUGUAGGCUGCAUUUUUACAUUUUGCAAUUGGUUCAGCAGCUCUCCAGUUUGGAAUUUCAGAAGCUAUCUGGUUGCUAGGGCCCAAGUUAACCUGGCAACCAGGCAGUGGUUUGAAAGAGAGACUGGUAGAUGAAUAGGGGAGGGGCUGAAUAGAAAGAUAAGGAAUAAAAAGUACCAAUAACAAUAAAACUGGAGCCUCACAGAGAAAUAGGUUUUGGCUGCCGGGGUCAGUUAUGCUGUUGCUAGGGCUCAAAUUACCUUAGCAACCAGGGAGUGGUUUGAAUGAGAGACUGGUAUAUGAAUAGGGGAGGGACUGAAUAGAAAGAUAAGGAAUAAAAAGUACCAAUAACAAUAAAACUGGAGCCUCACAGAGAAAUAGGUUUUGGCUGCCGGGGUCAGUUAUGCUGUUGCUAGGGCUCAAAUUACCUUAGCAACCAGGGAGUGGUUUGAAUGAGAGACUGGUAUAUGAAUAGGGGAGAGACUGAAUAGAAAGAUAAGGAAUAAAAAGUACCAAUAAGAAUAAAACUGGAGCCUCACAGAGCAAUAGGGUUUGGCUGCCGGGGUCAGUGACCCCCAUUUGAAAGCUGGAAAGAUCUAAAGAGAAAGGCAAAUAAUUCAAAAACCUCAAAUAAUAAUUAAGACCAACUGAAAAGUUGCUAAUAAUAAAUAAAAUAGUAAAAGUUAAACUAAAGGAGAACCACCCCUUUAAAAGCCUAUGGCCUGUUCUAAGCAUAUUUUAAAAUUGGUCUUCAUUAUUUUUUAUAAUUUUUGAAUUAUUUGCCUACUGAAAUAACUUUCAAAUGGGGGUCACCGGCCCCCGGCAACCAAAAAAAUACUGUUGUUCUGUGCGGCUACAGUUUUCUAGUUAUUGUUACUGUUUAUAACUAAUUUUUCUAUUCAAGUCCUCUCCUAGUAAUAUACCAGAUUCUUGUUCAAUCCAUCCUGGUUACUUAGGUAACUUGGACCCUAGCAACCAGAUAGCUGCUGAAACUCCAAACUGGAGAGCUGCUAAACAAAAAGCUAAAUAAUUAAAAAAAGACGACAACUAAUAAAAAAAUGAAGACCAAUUGCAAACAGCCCCAGAAUAUUACUCUCUACAUCAUACUUAAAGUUAACUCAAAUGUAAGCAAUUCAUUUGCCUUCCUAUUGUGGUGUAAUCUUUAUAAAAGAAUUUGGUUAGGGGCGUGGCUUCGCAAGCAGGGCCCAUGGCUUGAUGUCAGAGGAGGCGUGUCUACCUGUAAAACCACAAAUCCCAGCAUUCCCUGUCAGCCUAGAACUUGGGAGCAACAGCAAUGAAAGGCACAAAUUAAAAUCACUAACGACUAAUUAUAAAGGGAAGUCAUUUCUAAAUGGCACAAGACAAAGAUUGGGAAAUAUAUACAAAUAUAUAUAUGUUUGCUGUACCUGAAUCCAAAGAUAUUUAAUAUGCUUUUUUUUUUUUUUAAAGAAACGUUCUGAAUUUUUAAUUUCUGUAAAAUAACUGUGGCCUUUUUUUAAAUUACUGCUAAUAAACGAUACGGUGCCUGAC
Messenger RNA from Xenopus tropicalis (tropical clawed frog), 2430 nucleotides. It is a transcript of the gene htatip2, whose product is annotated as HIV-1 Tat interactive protein 2. The record is from RefSeq and is marked provisional. Gene Ontology annotation, molecular function: NAD binding; oxidoreductase activity, acting on the aldehyde or oxo group of donors, NAD or NADP as acceptor. Lineage: Eukaryota; Metazoa; Chordata; Amphibia; Anura; Pipidae.